Rotaria socialis is the source of this 936-nucleotide messenger RNA. The record is from the annotation of a GenBank genome assembly. NCBI's taxonomy places the organism in Eukaryota, Metazoa, Rotifera, Eurotatoria, Philodinida, Philodinidae.
AUGUCGUCAACUAUCGGUAAAAAAGUACUAUUUUCUAAUUUAUCAUAUAAAACAACGGAACAUACAUUAUCAAAUUAUUUAUCAGCAUAUGGUCCUAUAGACGAAUUAUAUCUACCUAAAGAUGAUCAAGAUCAAUCAUUACGUAAAGGUUUUGUUGUUUAUAGAGAAACAAAUUCUGUGAAUAAUUUAAUGUCAAAACGGCCACAUUUUAUUGAUAAUAGACAAAUUCAUGUACAACGUGCAAUACCAUAUCAAUGUCGAAAUAAUAAUAAUAUUUCUGAAUAUUUAGGAAUAAAUUUAACAGUAAAUGAAAUAUUUAUUAGUCGCUUAUGUUCAGGUGAAAAACGUGAGACCUUUAUAAAUUAUUUUCAAUCCUACGGUGCUAUAGCUGAUUGUCGAGUAUUUAAUUCCUAUUCACCAAAUUCUAAACAAACAGGUUAUGCAUUUUUGCGUUUUGUUGAUUACGAUAGUGUUGAUCAAAUUAUUCUUGCACGACCACAUGUCAUUAAUUCAAAAUAUUAUAAUAUACGAAAAUGUAUACCAAGAGAAUAUAAUUAUAUUAUUUCAUCAGUUAAACCAUUAAGUCAAGGAAAACCAAUGUGGCGUCAUUUUUCAUUUGGAUUAAUUAAUAUGAAAACAAAGGAAAUACUUUAUCCAUCUGUGCCAGCACUUCGUAAACAAAACUCUUCACCAAACGACUUCACAUUAAUUGAUGCACCUGCUAUGACUGCUUCAGUGGAUAAAACACCAGUAAAUAAGAGAUCAACAAAUGAUUUUGAAUUAAUUACAUCAAACUCAUUAUCAUCAAGCAGUAUUUCACUCGUUAAUUCAACAGAUGAUUUUACACCAUUAGCAUCGCCCCUCUAUUCAACAGCUAUUGCAUAUUCAUCACCAAUUAUGGAUCAUGACGAUAGAAAAAUGUAUGAUCUUAUUUAA